AUGUCUUUCGACAGACUCUCAUCACUCGAGUCGCAACCUACCACUACCCGAAGGCAGGACGAUCCGCAAUACAGAGAUGAUCCAGAGUUUCAAAAGUUCACCGAGUCGCUGUCUACCCGACUCUUCGAAUUGACCUCGAACAUCUCGCGACUCUCGAAUCAACUCUCGAAAAAGGACACCGAGAGAGGUCGGGAAAGGAUACAUGACUUGCUGGAGGAGACUAGAGAGGGAUUCAAAGAGGUGGGAGAUGGUGUCAAGAGGGCGCAAACAUGGCCAGACCUAAAUCCUUCGCAGCGAUACACAAAUCAGAAGCUCUCACGAGAGUUUGCCUCUGCCCUGUCCGAAUUCCAGGUAGUCCAGAGAAGGGCGAUAGAGAGAGAACGGGCAUCGAAAGCUGCACUCGAAGAGGCUCAGUCAGGCCAAUCCCCAUCGGCCGAGGGCGGUCAACAACGCCAAUUACUUGAAGAGCCUCGGCUCGCAGAACAAAGUGAGGUCGACUUUCAGGAGAAUUUGAUUAUCGAACGAGAAGGAGAGAUUCGACAGAUCGAACAAUCAGUGGGCGAAUUAAACGAACUCUUCCGAGAUGUCGCCCAUCUUGUUCGAGAUCAAGGCGACAUGAUCGAUGCUAUCGAUAUCAACGUCGAGAAUACGUUGACGGACACGCGGGGAGCCGAUACAGAACUCAGAAGCGCAAGUCGGUACCAGAAGUCGGCCAGAAACAAGGCUUGCUGUUUGCUAGUAAUCUUAGCGGUUGUCCUGUUGAUUGUGGUUCUAGCUGUUGUUCUGGGAUGA
Fonsecaea nubica is the source of this 792-nucleotide messenger RNA. RefSeq lists its product as hypothetical. Lineage: Eukaryota; Fungi; Ascomycota; Eurotiomycetes; Chaetothyriales; Herpotrichiellaceae. Gene Ontology annotation, molecular function: SNARE binding; SNAP receptor activity. The transcript is spliced from 2 exons. The record is from RefSeq and is a predicted model, not a curated record. Gene Ontology annotation, cellular component: membrane; endomembrane system; SNARE complex. Gene Ontology annotation, biological process: vesicle fusion; intracellular protein transport; Golgi to vacuole transport. Bases 1 to 792 code for a protein of 263 amino acids.